UUCUUGUCUCCAUAGCAGCAAGAUGUCGGAGGUAGAAAAUGCUUUCCGUAAAUUUGCGGUGUAUGGUGACACAUCUGCCAGUGGCAAUGACAUGACGGGGAAAAACUUCUCCAAGAUGUGCAAAGAGUGUGGGGUCAUGGAUGGGAAAGCCGUGACCAGCACUGACGUUGACAUCGUAUUCAACAAAGUCAAGACCAAGGGUGCCCGCACCAUCACCUUUGCUGAGUUCCAGCAGGCCAUGAAGGAGCUCUGCGGCAAGCGCUUCAAGGGCAAAUCACCGGAGGAAGCGUUGCAGGCUAUGUAUGGCCUCAUCGAGGGGAAGGAGCCCGGCAGCGUGGGCGCCACGAAAGCCACCAAAGUUGGUGGGGUCGAGAGGCUGACGGACACUAGCAAAUACACCGGCAGCCACAAAGAGCGUUUUGAUGAGAGUGGCAAAGGGAAAGGUCUUGCUGGCCGCCAGGAUCUGACAGACAACAGCGGCUAUGUUGGAGCCUACAAGGGAGCUGGCACAUACGACCAAACGCACUAG
This is a messenger RNA of Balearica regulorum gibbericeps (East African grey crowned-crane), 529 nucleotides long. RefSeq names its product tubulin polymerization-promoting protein family member 2. Gene Ontology annotation, biological process: microtubule bundle formation; positive regulation of protein polymerization; microtubule polymerization. NCBI's taxonomy places the organism in Eukaryota, Metazoa, Chordata, Aves, Gruiformes, Gruidae. Gene Ontology annotation, cellular component: microtubule. The record is from RefSeq and is a predicted model, not a curated record. Gene Ontology annotation, molecular function: tubulin binding; calcium ion binding.